Molecule: messenger RNA, 1859 nt
Organism: Vicia villosa (hairy vetch)
Lineage: Eukaryota; Viridiplantae; Streptophyta; Magnoliopsida; Fabales; Fabaceae
Exons: 2
Coding region: 183-1859 (558 amino acids)
Molecular function (GO): RNA-DNA hybrid ribonuclease activity; nucleic acid binding
Source: RefSeq, a predicted model, not a curated record
CCAGCACAGAAGAAGAACAUAUUGAAUACCUUUUGAAGUUGUUUCAACGACUAAGGAAAUAUCAGCUUCGCUUGAAUCCUAACAAAUGUACUUUUGGGGUUAGAUCUGGAAAACUCUUGGGGUUCAUUGUCAGCCAAAGAGGUAUUGAAGUAGAUCCCGACAAAGUCAGAGCUAUUCAAGAGAUGCCUGCACCAAAAACUGAAAAGCAAGUAAGAGGAUUUCUCGGACGAUUGAACUAUAUCUCCAGAUUUAUCUCUCAAAUGACUGCUACUUGUGGGCCAAUUUUCAAGCUUCUCCGCAAAGAUCAAGGGGUUGUAUGGACUGAAGAUUGCCAAAAAGCGUUCGACAGUAUCAAAGAGUACCUGUUAGAACCACCAAUAUUGAUUCCUCCAGUUGAAGGAAGACCAUUAAUCAUGUACCUUACUGUGUUGGAAGAAUCCAUGGGUUGUAUGCUUGGACAACAAGAUGAAACCGGUAAGAAGGAACAUGCCAUCUAUUACUUGAGUAAGAAAUUCACAGACUGUGAGUCUCGUUACUCCAUGCUCGAAAAAACAUGUUGUGCUUUGGCUUGGGCUUCAAAACGUCUCCGCCAGUACAUGAUCAACAAUACUACUUGGUUAAUCUCCAAAAUGGAUCCGAUCAAGUAUGUCUUUGAAAAGCCUGCCUUAACAGGAAGGAUUGCCCGAUGGCAAAUGCUGUUAUCCGAAUAUGACAUUGAAUACCGUGCUCAAAAAGCGGUCAAAGGAAGCAUUCUCGCCGAUCAUUUGGCGCAUCAACCAAUUAAUGAAUAUCAAUCUCUCAAGUUUGACUUUCCUGACGAAGAUGUCAUGUACUUGAAGAUGAAAGAUUGUGACGAACCAUUACCUGAAGAAGGUCCUGAUCCUGGAUCAAGAUGGGGCCUAAUUUUCGAUGGAGCAGUAAACGCUUAUGGCAAUGGAAUUGGGGCAAUCAUCAUCACUCCCAAGGGUACUCAUAUCCCGUUCUCCGCCAGAUUGCUAUUUGAUUGCACCAACAACAUCGCAGAAUAUGAAGCUUGUAUCAUGGGUCUCGAAGAAGCCAUUGAUUUAAGGAUCAAGAUCCUAGACAUAUAUGGAGAUUCAGCCCUCGUGAUCAACCAAAUCAAAGACAAGUGGGAAACUUAUCACCCUGGCUUGAUUCCCUACAGAGAUUAUGCAAGACGUCUGUUGACUUUCUUCAACAAGGUUGAAUUGCAUCAUAUACCUCGAGAUCAGAAUCGAAUGGCAGACGCCUUGGCUACUCUAUCUUCCAUGUUCAAAGUCAGUCACUGGAAUGAUGUGCCUAAAGUCAGAAUCACGCGCCUUGAAAGGCCCGCCUAUGUGUUUGCAACUGAAGCAGUCAUCGAUGAUAAACCGUGGUUCCACGACAUCAAACGCUUCCUUCAAACUCAAGAGUAUCCGCUUGGGGCAUCAAACAAAGAUAAGAAAACUCUAAGGAGACUUUCUGGCAGUUUCUUCCUGAAUGGAGAUGUGCUAUACAAAAGAAAUUUCGACAUGGUUUUGCUCAGAUGCGUGGACAGACACGAAGCGGUUGAUGGAUGUACUUUUCGGUUUAAGAUGGGCUCGCGCUCACACUUUGUUGAUAAACUAGUUUGGGUGAGUAUUUUUGGUCUUACCAUGACAGGUGAUGAGUUUCGUAUAGCGGAUGGUGAUUUUCCUGCAAAUUAUGAUCACAUGGCUUACAUGCGAUCAAUUCUCAAGGACCCAACAGUUCUUGACAAGCCAAAUGAAACCAUAACUGCAGGGCAUCUCAAGAGAAAUCCUAGACUUCUAAAUUGGAUUAUCUCAGUAUCAUUCGACCACGGUCGGGUGAAUACUCUAAGAUUGAAAGGAAUGAGAUAA